Neomonachus schauinslandi (Hawaiian monk seal) is the source of this 1456-nucleotide messenger RNA. Its product is annotated as tigger transposable element-derived protein 1-like. Gene Ontology annotation, cellular component: nucleus. The record is from RefSeq and is a predicted model, not a curated record. The coding region runs from base 165 to 974 and encodes 269 amino acids. The transcript has a single exon. Gene Ontology annotation, molecular function: DNA binding. NCBI's taxonomy places the organism in Eukaryota, Metazoa, Chordata, Mammalia, Carnivora, Phocidae.
CUAGUUGAGGGUGGUUCACGUGGUUCAAGGCACGCCACAGCCUGCCUGGCCUUGGGGUGGGUGUCAAGGCUGUGGGCACAACUGUGGCAGCUGUGCGCAAGUACCCCGCCCUUGUGCGGAGAGUGAUCCAGGAGGGCGGGUACACACCCUGGCUGGUGUUCAGCAUGGAUGAGACUGGACUUUUCUGGAAGCGACUGCCUGCCAGGAUGCUCCUUUCCCUGGAGGAGAAGUCAGCCCUGGGGUGCAAAGCUGCCCGAGAUCUCCUGACGCCGCGGCUUGGUGGCAGUGCGGCUGGCGGCUUCAAGGUGAAGCUGCUGCUGCUGUAUCCCUUGGAGAACCUGCAUGCCCUCAAGGGUUGCUCCAGGCCCAACCUGCCCGUGGUGUGGCGUUCACACAAGGAAGCCUGGGUGACCACGAGCAUCCUCCAGGAGUGGUUUGUGCACUUCUGCCCAGCUGUGGAGAGGGACUGUGCCUGGUAUGGCCUCCCGUACAAAGCCCUGCUCAUCCUAGACCGUGCCCCUGGCCACCCUGGGAACCUGGAUGACCUCUCGGACCACGUGCGUGUGCUGUACCUGCCCAAGAAAACCAUGGCCCUCGUCCAGCCCAUGAACCAGGGCAUUGUUGCCACCUUCAAGGCCUUCUAUCCACGGACGGUCUUCCGCCUGUUGGCGCUGCGGGUGGGAGGCAGGGACCAGCAGUCGGUGGUCCUUGACUUCUGGCGAGACUACAGCAUUCUUGACACCGCCUACAACAUCUCUGAGUCCUGGGAGGAGGUCCCGCCAGCUACCCUGAAUGGGGGGUGGAGGAAGCUGUGGCGCGAGGGCAUCCAGCAGGAUGCCAACAGGCUGCAUGUAGCAACUCUACCGCAGAUCCUGCAGGACAUCCUGGCACUGGCCCAUGGUGUGGGUUUUAGAGAGGUGACCGAGGCAGAUGUGGUGGAGCUGCUGCAGAGCCCCGGGCGGGCUCUCCAAUGAGGAGCUGAUGGGACUGGAGAGGGUCAUGCGACUGCAGAGGAGGGUGAGGAUGGCUCGCCCAGCUCACCGCCAGACACCAGGCCAUGGCUUUGGCACACUGUGAUGCUGGCCUGCAGAUCAUCAGUGGCGAUGACCCCAACCUGGAGCGCAGCCUCAGAGUCUGCCGGGCCAUAAACAACAUCAUCAGCUGCUAUCGGGAGGCUUUCAAGGAGAAGAGAGGCCCCAAGUAGUGGUGGUGGUGCUGGUGGCAGGGGCUUGGGAGCGCCAGGCACACAGGACUCUGUCAGGGCGAGGGCUUCCUCAUGACUCCCUUUGUUCACGUUGAAGUUGCAAUGGCCUGAAUUUUUCCAUUUCAUUAUGUUAAUUCCCCAAAUGAUUUUUAUCAGCAAAUAAUUUCUUAUCCCAAGUGAACUUCUCAAAUACAUGGUUUUAAAAGCCGUGAUGAAUUCUCAAGUGUGAUUUGUGUGUGUGUGUGUGUGUCC